AUGUCUGAUGACGAAGAAGAUGCAAGCGUCUACGAUCAAGAUGACGACUCGACGCCUCCAACAUUUUGGCGUGCCAGUGCAAACGCAGUGGAAGCAACGGACCUAGCAGAACCUGUGACUUUUCAAGACGCGAUCAAUGGUCCUGAUCAAGCUCACUGGCGAAAUGCUGUGAAGGCGGAACUCAAGUCGAUGCAACUUCGUGGAGUUUUCCGUGCGGCAAAACUGCCAAGAGGCCAAGGCGCGAUCGGCACCAAGUGGGUGUUCAAGAUCAAGCGCAAAGCAGAUGGAUCGGUCGAGAAAUUCAAGGCGCGUCUCGUUGUCAAGGGCUUCAAGCAGAAGUACGGCAUCGACUACACAGAGACGUUCUCGCCCGUGGUCAAGUACGUGACACUGCGUAUGGUGAUCGCGAUCACCAAGUAUUUCGACUGGCCACUGGACCAACUCGAUGUGGUGACAGCCUUUCUCUACGGAGUGAUGAAGGAGAAGGUGUACUGCGUGAUACCAGAAGGCGUCGAGAUGGAUGGCGACUUCGACUGUCUCGAGUUGGUGAAGGCGAUCUACGGUCUCAAGCAAGCUUCACGUGUGUGGAACGAGACUUUCGACGAGUUCGUAUGCUUCAUCGGUUUUGAAGUGUCGGCGUUCGACCCAUGUCUCUACAUCAAGGUUGUCGACGGUCACUGUGUGCUCGUGCUGGUCUACGUGGAUGACGUGUUGGUCACCGGCAGCUCGCUCGAGUUGAUUGCGCAGACGAAGGCCGACCUCAAGACGCGUUUCGAGAUGACCGACAGUGGCAAGUGUACUUUUGUACUGGGCAUCGAACUGGUGGACGAAUCGGAUGGCAGCGUGACGAUGUGCCAGCGACGGUAUGUCAACGACAUCCUCAAGCGCUUCGGCAUGGAUGAGUGCAAGGCCACAGCAAGUCCGGUCGACUUGAGCACUCGGAUUGUCGCAAUCAGCGAAGCGGCCAAGAUCGACGUUCCAUUUCGUGAAGCUGUGGGAGCUUUGAUGCACUUGACGACUGCGACGCGCCCGGACAUUGCGUAUGCUGUGGGGUACGUCUCGCGCUUCACGGAGAAUCCGCAGCAAGAACAUUGGACGGCGGUGAAGCGCAUCUUUCGUUACUUGCAAGGGACCAAGUCGCACGGACUCCGCUUCCAGCCAAGCGACAAGAUCGAUUUUCGUGGCUACUCGGACGCGGACUGGGCCGGCGACCACGCUGAUCGCAAGUCGACUUCGGGUUACACUUUCAUGCUGAUGGGUGCUCCUGUGAGUUGGGGAAGCAAGAAGCAGUCAAGUGUGUCGCUGUCGACGAGUGAAGCGGAAUACAUCGCACUGAGUCUGGCCAUCCAGGAAGGCAAGUGGGUGCAUCGCCUGCUAUGCGAGAUUUUGGCGGCCGCAAACGAACCAGGACCGGACCUCGUCAUCCGUGAAGACAACCAGUCGUGCAUCAAGAUGACGAAGAAUCAGGUGAAUCAUGGCCGCGCCAAGCACAUCGACAUCAAGUACCAUCACAUCCGUGAUGAGGUCAAGCGCGGUGAAGUGCAGCUCGAGUAUUGCGAGACUUCCGUGAUGAUGGCUGACAUCAUGACCAAAGGACUUUGUGGACCUCGUCACAAGGACUUGACGACGGCUCUCGGCAUUCGUGCGAGUUCGGAUUGA
Molecule: messenger RNA, 1659 nt
Organism: Peronospora matthiolae
Lineage: Eukaryota; Oomycota; Peronosporomycetes; Peronosporales; Peronosporaceae
Source: the annotation of a GenBank genome assembly